AUGGCCCGCGCGGCAAGAGCAUCAUCUGGGAGAAGAGACGACUCGGCGACGGGAGAACUAUGCUCGACCUCGUCGUCCGCAGGAGGACUAGAGAGGGUGUUCCACCGCUUCGACGAGGACGGCGACGGCAAGGUCUCACCGGCGGAGCUGUGCUCGCGGAUGAAUAGCGUCGGCCUGGAGCUGUCCUUGGAGGACGCCACGGAGGUCGUGGAUUCCGCCGACUUCGACGGCGACGGGCUGCUGGGGAUGGACGAAUUCGUCCGGCUGAUGAGCGAGGCGCAGGAGGAGGAGGACAAGGAGAGGGAGAUGAGGGAGGCCUUCGGCGUGUACGAGAUGAGCGGCCGCGGCUACAUCACCGCCGCGAGUCUGCGGACGGCGCUUGGGCGGCUGGGCAACUCCUCGGGCAUCGAGGAUUGCAAGGCCAUGAUUCGCCGGUUCGACCUCGAUGGUGACGGAGUCAUCAGCUUCGAUGAGUUCAAGGCAAUGUUGGCCUGCUGA
Molecule: messenger RNA, 498 nt
Organism: Spirodela intermedia
Lineage: Eukaryota; Viridiplantae; Streptophyta; Magnoliopsida; Alismatales; Araceae
Source: the annotation of a GenBank genome assembly